CGAGGACUGUAUGUCACUCAUUAGUAGUCAUUAGUGUCAUGCAUGUCAUAGUCAGGCAUCCAUCAGCCAUACAAUUAUCAAAAUGAGCGAAUUGAAAUUUUAAGUUCCUAUUUUUAAUAAUUUAUUCAAACAUAUUUAUAUAAAAAGGUCCAAAACUUAUUCAUUUGAUAAAUUAAAACGUGAAAAAAAUGUGGAUAUUUGGCUAUGGAUCAUUGGUGUGGAAAGUAGACUUCAAAUACGAUUGCAAAAUCGUAGGUUAUAUAAAAGGUUACUUGAGAAGAUUUUAUCAACAUAGUAUUGACCACCGAGGAGUACCAGAAAAACCGGGCAGAGUCGUAACGCUGGUCCAAAGUGAUGACCCAAACAGCACAGUGUGGGGCAUAGCUUACAAGAUAAGAACAGAAGAUGUGGCUCAAGUCACCAAGCACCUGGACUACCGAGAGAAGAACGGAUACAUGAGGAAGACCAUCACAUUCUAUCCGGCAGACACGAAUCAUGAACCAUUCCAGUUGACUCUGUAUGUGGCGACGGAGGAAAAUGAAUCUUAUGCUGGUGAAGCAUCAAUAGAAGAGAUCGCGCAACAGGUGGUAUCCUGCCAUGGUCCCAGUGGGCCUAACAAGGAGUAUGUAUACAAUUUAGCAGCAACCAUGAGGAAACUAGUACCAGACGUCAAAGAUGAUCAUCUCUUUGAGCUAGAGGCUGCCGUGAGGAGACUAGAUCCGGAUUUAAAAAAGACUUGAGUGUGAUAUUCUUUUGUUUUAAUGUAGACCAAUCGCUGGGCGUAGCUUUGGUGCUUCUAUUCGAAUUUUGAAUAAGUCUUUUUAUCAUUAAAUAAUGGCUUUUAGUCUUUAUGAUGUGAAAGUCAAUAAUAUUUCACUUAAUAUACUUCAAUCUCUGCCGUGCCUACCACAUGCGCAAGUUAUUACUAAACUGUGGGGAAAUUUUGACGUGUGGUAGGCGCCUUAAACUUUUUAACUAACAUCUGCGUCAUAAAGCGUCUAAAAAAUAAAGUAAAAUCUUUGCAUUCAAAAAAGCUUCGAACAUUUAAUAAAAUAAUUCUAAUGGCCUUUUGAUUACCUUUAGGUAAAUUCGUAAAGUAUCUCGCUACGCUCAUUUCAGUAUAUUUAAGGUAAGUUGCACUAUUUAAUUAUAACGAUAGCUGAACUAUUUCCAAUUUUCGAAUCGCAGAUUUGACUAAUAGUCGGUAAUUUCAAGGCUGGGUAUGGUUUGGUUAUCGGCAUAGUUAAAUGGUACAACUUACCCUUUAAUCAAUAGAUAAAUAAGUAGACAAAUUGUGAUUAUAAAGUUGUAGUUAUUUUUGUAAAAAUAUGCAAUUUUAUAAAGCCUCGCUAUUUUGUGGCUGAUGCAAGUAUUCAGUUAGAUAAAUUAAAAAAACUGUACAACUAAGAAAUUAGCUUGUUAGACUUAGCUUUUCCAAUACAUUCUUAUUCAGUAUAAUUCUUAUAUAAACAUAUUAAAUGAGAAAAUAAAAACUUGCUUAUUUUGUGUAGGAAUCUUGUUAGUCACUUUAACAUUUUAUCCACGUUUAUUUUUCUUACUCUUGCAUUAAUCAUGAUGUGAACACAGUGCUUCGGCAGCUAAAGUAGUUAGUCAAAUUAUUAUAAAUUGUAUAAUUUAUUUAUUUUAAUGAAAUAUUUUAAAUUGUUUAUACUUAUGAAGAGUAUUUAUAAUAUUUUGUUACAUAUGUAUAUAAAAAAAGCAAAGAAGUAUCAUAUCAACAUUUCUGCAACGUAAAACGUUAUUUUGAGUACUUAUUUAAGUUUGUACUUUAUCAUAACAAGGUAAAUUUGCAAUUUCUUGUAAGCAGGAACAUACAUAUUUCUUAACUAAAAUGUUGCUCCAUAAUUUUUUAAAUGAUAUUCGUGAUCUGACUAAUGACUAUUUUUGUGAUGAACCUACCUUUUUCUCCUGGCUUGGCCCAAAGAUUGACAAACCCACUCACCGCAAAUAACAUCCCCUGAUAUCAUCAGCGAGCAUUUUAUCUACCGUAUUCAGUUAGAUAAAUUAAAAAAACUGUACAACUAAGAAAUUAGCUUGUUAGACUUAGCUUUUCCAAUACAUUCUUAUUCAGUAUAAUUCUUAUAUAAACAUAUUAAAUGAGAAAAUAAAAACUUGCUUAUUUUGUGUAGGAAUCUUGUUAGUCACUUUAACAUUUUAUCCACGUUUAUUUUUCUUACUCUUGCAUUAAUCAUGAUGUGAACACAGUGCUUCGGCAGCUAAAGUAGUUAGUCAAAUUAUUAUAAAUUGUAUAAUUUAUUUAUUUUAAUGAAAUAUUUUAAAUUGUUUAUACUUAUGAAGAGUAUUUAUAAUAUUUUGUUACAUAUGUAUAUAAAAAAAGCAAAGAAGUAUCAUAUCAACAUUUCUGCAACGUAAAACGUUAUUUUGAGUACUUAUUUAAGUUUGUACUUUAUCAUAACAAGGUAAAUUUGCAAUUUCUUGUAAGCAGGAACAUACAUAUUUCUUAACUAAAAUGUUGCUCCAUAAUUUUUUAAAUGAUAUUCGUGAUCUGACUAAUGACUAUUUUUGUGAUGAACCUACCUUUUUCUCCUGGCUUGGCCCAAAGAUUGACAAACCCACUCACCGCAAAUAACAUCCCCUGAUAUCAUCAGCGAGCAUUUUAUCUACCAGUGUUUAUGGUUUAGGUUCCGUAACAUAAAACCACAUAAUAAUAUUGUGUUAAAGUGAUAAUUGUGACCAUUUAUAUAGACUAUAGACCUUGAUUCACAAGCCAAAGACAAAUUGAAGGGUUCAAUUUGAGUAAAUUUUAACUGUUUUUUUUUUUACCGAAAAAAUGGUCCAUAUUCAUACAAAACUAACUUUGAAAAAAGAUACAGGUAAACUAUUCUAGAAUUGAACCCUUUUAGGGUAGCAAAUGAAGGUGGAUAACGAUAACAAGAGAAAAUUUUACAAAUGACAUUUAAAAAUAAUCCUUUUCUAGGACAUAAUAGAAGACCUUUUGAAUCUAUCUAGAGUUUUCCACGCAAAUCUGCAUGACUCUUUCCCAACAAGGUCAGACAUUACCGCUUAUUUCUUACAUAAUUAUCUCGAUAAACUGUCUGGACUAUAAAUAAAGCCUUGAACUUUGUUUAGUUGUCUUUGAGGUAACCGGAUAGAAAACGACCAGCUUAUCUGUAUUUUUAAAUAAUAAUAUGCAUACAUAUUGACGUGCAAAAGUAUGAAAAGAUAUUCAAUGUUCCAUUUAUCAGUAACAUAUAUACUUAGAAAUAUUUCAAGUGCAGUACUUACGUGUCAGAUUGUCAGGUUGUAUUCUUCAGAUAAAGACAUAAGGUGCGCCCCGACAGAACUAUUUUCCCGCAGCAGGAUAGAGAGUUUACUAUGUCCAGGACAUAGUAAACUCUGAGCCUGAGAAAGGACAUAAUGUCCUUUCUCAAGCUCUAAAUUAAAUGUACACAAAAUUAAAUUUCGCGACAGAGUUAAUCUCGCAUUUAUAAUAUUGCUAAGGAUUUUUUGAGGUAUUACUUGGAUUGGAUUAUUUUACCAUUUGUCCAGAUAUUGUUAUAUUUAUUUUUUAAAAAUGCUUUUAUACCAACCAAAUUAAUUAUUAAUAUGUGAAAAUAUGCGCAGUUUCAGUGUCAUGUACCUAAAUGGACUUGUUUCCUUAUUCACCCGGUAAAAUGUAACCAGAAAAACAAGUACCUACUUAAAUAUGUAUAAAGUCCCUACUGAAAUAUAUUUUUAUUAAGAUAAAAAUUACCUAUACCUACCCAGUACCUACUUAAUUAAUCCAUAUAAUAUUUUACAUAUUUAUAUGUAUAAAAAUACGUCUUGUUGUCUGUCUGUUCACUAUAAACUUGCAGGCAUUUCAACAAAAAGGUGUCAUUGAAUUUGUCUCAGUCACGCAAAUAAAAAUACAAUGAAACGUAACAAUGCUAAAUGUCGAGCGAAAAUGUAUGUUUUUGUGCAUAAACUACAUUCUAGACACGAUUCUGUAAUAUACCAUUGCGUACAUUACGAAAUUCAGUGAACUCAUAAAAAAAACAUAUUUGGAAUGUCAUAUCUACGCAAUGCUAUUAAAAUCUCGUUUCUAUUACAUUUUAAUUAAGGUACGCUUUUGAAAUAACCUUAGCAAUUUAUUUGUACUUUAUAAUAAGACACUGUGAUACUUAUAAUAAUGCAAUAAUCAUAUUUUUCUGAAAUAUAAUUUCAUUGACGAA
Helicoverpa armigera (cotton bollworm) is the source of this 4196-nucleotide messenger RNA. Its product is annotated as putative glutathione-specific gamma-glutamylcyclotransferase 2. The record is from RefSeq and is a predicted model, not a curated record. The transcript has 3 exons. Gene Ontology annotation, biological process: glutathione catabolic process. Gene Ontology annotation, cellular component: cytoplasm. Bases 189 to 740 code for a protein of 183 amino acids. Gene Ontology annotation, molecular function: glutathione specific gamma-glutamylcyclotransferase activity; gamma-glutamylcyclotransferase activity. Lineage: Eukaryota; Metazoa; Arthropoda; Insecta; Lepidoptera; Noctuidae.